ACCUAGAAUUCAAAGACAACCUCAAUAAUCAAUAAAUGAAGAAAAUAAACUUAUUACUCUUUCUAUUAACAGGAAAAAAGAAGAAGGAAAUGGAUGGAAAAAGAAUCGAGGGCAAUGAAGUUUAUGCUUUAGUAAUUUGUGUAAGCAUUAUCCUCAUUUCUCCGAUUGUUGUGUCUCAACCAAUACCCACAGAUAAAUCCCAAGUAGACGCAUGGUUUAACGGCAUUAUCAAGCCAGUGAAGGAAAUGAGUAAAACCUUAGACCCUGAAUUGGUUCAGAUGGAGACAGAACCUAGAAUCAUAAAGGUGAUGCAAGGUGGGGGUGGAGAAUUCGAUACCAUAACCAAAGCCAUCGAGAGCGUUCCAUCAGGGAAUGCCAAACGUGUGAUUAUAUCCAUCGGGCCUGGAUCUUACAAAGAGAAAAUUAGAAUUGAAAGAAAUAAGCCUUUCAUUACAUUGGUUGGAGAUCCUAAAAACACGCCAAAUUUGACAUUUGACGGCAUCGCCAAGCAAUAUGGAACCGUAGAUAGUGCCACUCUUAUUACUGAGAGUAGUUACUUUGUGGGUGCUAAUCUCAAUAUAGUGAACACUGCUCCUAGGCAGACGGAAAAUGGUAGGAGCACAAGCGGUUGCUUUGAGAGUCUCCUGAUGAUGUGUCGGCUUUCUAUAACUGCAAGAUCAUCGGCUUCCAAGACACUUUGUGUGAUGACAAGGGCAACCAUUUCUUUAAGGAUUGCCAUAUUCGUGGCACUAUUGAUUUCAUUUUCGGAAGCGGGACAUCUUUAUAUCUGGUAUUAA
Molecule: messenger RNA, 797 nt
Organism: Gossypium arboreum
Lineage: Eukaryota; Viridiplantae; Streptophyta; Magnoliopsida; Malvales; Malvaceae
Product: pectinesterase 1-like
Exons: 2
Coding region: 36-797 (253 amino acids)
Biological process (GO): cell wall modification
Molecular function (GO): pectinesterase activity
Source: RefSeq, a predicted model, not a curated record